Messenger RNA from Hermetia illucens (black soldier fly), 3126 nucleotides. RefSeq names its product calpain-C (gene CalpC). The coding region runs from base 876 to 2882 and encodes 668 amino acids. The transcript has 10 exons. Gene Ontology annotation, cellular component: cytoplasm. NCBI's taxonomy places the organism in Eukaryota, Metazoa, Arthropoda, Insecta, Diptera, Stratiomyidae. The record is from RefSeq and is a predicted model, not a curated record. Gene Ontology annotation, biological process: proteolysis. Gene Ontology annotation, molecular function: calcium-dependent cysteine-type endopeptidase activity; calcium ion binding.
AGGUAAAAUCAGUUAUAACCUGAGAUUUCAGUCGAUCAAAAGUUUUUGGAUGAUACACUCAAAAAUUACGUUUGCUUGGAAACUUCGCGAUCGUGCAAAUGAUGCAUGCGUAGGUACUUUACUACGUACGGAGCAUCAUCAUUCAACUGUGGUCUACCCGCGAUUUUUAUCAAUUUCUAAAAAGUGUCUUAUGUCUUAUUAACACUGGCUAGCCAAUAGCCUAGCCAGCAAGCGGAAUAUAGCUGGCGAUCAAAUAUCGUGCGGUUUUGAUAGAAAGUAAAAAAUAUUGAGUAGAGGAAAAAAGAAAACAGUAAAAGAAAUACACGAAGAAAAGCCAGCGCGACGGUGAUAGACGAGAAACAGGAAAAAUAAGAAGCUGUAGAAUAACUUUACCCACAAGAAAAUUUUCCUUAGUUGAUUUUCAUCAUAUUCGCGGAUUUUUCCGCUACUACCGCUCUUUUGAAGAAAAGAAAGUUGAUCUUGUGUGCCAGUUUUCCGAUUUGUUACGGCGCGACUAAAUCUUAAACUUCGAUUUAUCUACUACUCGGAAAAGCAUUUUGAGUAUAUUUGAUCUGAUUAACGGAAGAGGUGCGAGUUCUACUAAGAUCUAUUGUACUAUGUUCGAAAGUGUAGUGAUGAAGGGUAGAAUUCAAUAAUUCGACUAAAAGUCCCAAGAAGCAGAAAGUGAACGAAAUAAAUGAAGUGAAGAUAGUUUUUGGAACAGUCUUUGGAUACAUUAUCGUUUAAAAUUGGAUUUUGGCAGCAGGUGUUCCAGCAGCAGAUUAUACUCUUCACAUAAACCAUAACAGCGUAAUCCAACUGUCAUUGGCUAUGCCGUCUGCUAAAUCGCUUUCUACACCAAUCCAGCUAUCACGAUGACAUCAAAAUACGAACGUAUCAAAUCGGAAUGUAAAAAGAAAGCCAUUCUAUGGGAGGAUCCUGAUUUUCCCGCAGUCCAGUCAUCGGUAUUCUACUAUCAAACACCCCCGUUCACGUUCCAAUGGAAGCGUUUGCCCGAGAUCAUACCAAACGCCACGUUUAUGAACGAUGGCGAAAACUUCGAUGUUAUUCCCGGGAAAAUGGGUGAUCGAUGGCUUGUAUCGUGCCUGGGAGUACUGUACUCGUUGAAGAAUCUUUUUUAUCGCGUUGUGCCAGCAGAUCAGAGUGUCGAAAACUCAUACGGGAUAUUCCGAUUCCGGCUGUGGUGGUGUGGAGAAUGGGUAGAAGUUCUAGUCGAUGAUCGUUUGCCAACGAUCAAUGGAAAAUUAGCUUUCCUGCAACCACAGAAAUCCAAUUGUUUCUGGGCCUCACUGUUGGAGAAGGCCGUGGCGAAAUUACAUGGAUCGUACGAGGCCCUGAAGUAUGGAACGCGAUCAGAUGGCCUGAGCGACUUGUUGGGUGGCAUAGUGGAAUGUGUACCAAUUAAAAACGGGAACGACCCCAUUAGGCCUGCUCAAUUAAAGUCACUCUUAGACACAACCUGUAUUGUUACCUGCAUAUCAACAAAAGGCAACAAUGGACAAUAUAAAACGACGCCAGAGCGAUUAACCAAUGGCAUCUUCGUGAACGUAAACUAUAGACUAUGCUCUCUUGAUAAGGUAGAAACAUUAUUAGGUGAUGCAGUUCAGCUGGUGAGACUCAAAGAUCCGCUGGCUUCGGAAACGUUUGGCACCAAGUCCGGCUAUAAUGGCGAGUGGUCGGCCAUGUCUCAGUCGUGGGAUCGAGUGUCGAUACCAGAACGUGACCGUUUACUGGGCCAAUUGGAUGUGGGGGAAUUUUGGAUAUCCUUCCUAGCUUUAACACAAUCCUUCACUUUCCUCGAAUGCGUUCAUCUCGACACUGAUACCGCCAAGGACGAAUCGUCGCUAGCAGAUCGGCCGAAGCGUUGGCAAAUGAAAAUGUAUCAGGGACAAUGGCGACGAGGAGUUACAGCCGGAGGAUGCAGAAAUCAUGAUUCUUUUCACAUAAACCCUCAGUUGCAACUUACUAUUCAGGAAAAGGAAGAUGUGAUCAUUGCUCUCAACCAGCACACUGCAAUUGAACCUAAAGUCAUUGGAUUCACUAUGUACAAAUUAAGCACAGUCAAAAAUAAAGUAAGCGAAUGUCUACCAAAGGAGUUUUUCAAGAGUCAAGUUAGCUAUAUAAACUCCGACUAUGGAAAUACUAGACACGUGAGUCAUCGAUGCGUGCUGGACGUAGGACGGUACUUGCUGAUGGCCACAACAUAUGAACCGGGUGAGGAGUCCUCCUUCACUGUUCGUAUCCUCGGCAACAAUAUUAGACUGUCGCAACUCGAGACGCAGACGAUGAUGCUUCUGGAUCCCUUCCCGCCGCUAAGCAUGAAUAACGAAUCCGACAGUUCGAAAGCGAAAAAGUGUCAGUACGAGCCCGUCUUUAUGCAGUUAGCCGAUGAGAAUAAGACAAUUAACUGUUUCGAACUGCAAGAAAUGUUAGAAGCCUGCCUGCCAAAUGACUACAUCAAAGGUUGUGCGAAUUUAGAUGUCUGCCGGCAAGUAAUUGCUUUACAAGAUAAAACAGGAACCGGACGAAUCAACUUCACACAAUUCAAAACAUUCAUGGUCAACUUGAAAGCUUGGCAAGGUGUCUUCAAGAUCUACUCUAAGGAGAAGGCUGGGGUUCUACGAGCCGAACGAUUGAGGGAUGCUUUGUGCGAUGUAGGAUUCCAACUGAGUACAGAUAUUAUGAAUGUACUCAUGCAUAGAUACAUCCGAAAGGAUGGUACUCUUCGUCUAAGUGAUUUUGCUUCAGCCAUUUUACAUUUAACGACAGCAUUCGAACUCUUUCAGAAGAAAGAUCACGAUCAGGAUAACGUAAUUAAAAUCGAAAUGUCCGAUUGGAUAAAAUCAGUAAUGCGGUGCUAACUAGAAUUUUUUGUCGGAACAGACGCUAAGCUAGCUGGACUAGCUUUACUUGAUUAGCUGGCUAGCUUGCUCUGUACUGUCAUUUUAUUAAUCUCCGUCCCUCACAAUUGCGUUGAGUAACUUUGCUAUGUAUAAUUUGUUAAGAUUAUUGUUUUGUUAAUUUUGUUAAUUAAUGACAACUUUUAUAUAUGUAUGUAUUUUGUAAAUUUUGCUGAAAUGCAAGUAAAAUAAAAAAAUGUUUAAU